This is a messenger RNA of Sporothrix brasiliensis 5110, 1086 nucleotides long. RefSeq lists its product as uncharacterized. The record is from RefSeq and is a predicted model, not a curated record. Bases 1 to 1086 code for a protein of 361 amino acids. The transcript has a single exon. NCBI's taxonomy places the organism in Eukaryota, Fungi, Ascomycota, Sordariomycetes, Ophiostomatales, Ophiostomataceae.
AUGGAACCCUCAGUCGAGACACCUGCACAUGGCCACGACGACGUGGUGCCCCAGACACAGGCCGAGCUGCUCAAUGCGCUUCUGGCCGAGGCGCUGGCCACGCAAGGGGUUGGGCCUUCGAUGAGACCGGAGACCACAGGUAGCACAGGGACCACGACACGGACCGAAACCACUCAGACUCCAGAGGUGUCGGAGCCUCAGAAACCAAAAACCCCGAAAAUACCAAAACCGGCAGAACCCAAAAUCCGCUGCGAAGCUACCAAGCCGAAGAAAUCGCAAGGAAACAAAGCACGAAAACAACAGUCACCAGGCCUCACGCCGAUGGUCGACGUCGACGACACGUCGGAGGCCUAUGAAGAGACGGCAGCAGAGAUAUUAGUCAGAGUCAUGGGUGCCUCCAACCCUCGUAUGCCCAGCCAAGAAUCAGACCUUUCGAGGGCAUCCAAGCCAUCCAAGCCAUCCAAACCGUCUAAGCAAUCCAAACCGUCUGAUCCUGACGUCCAGCAAGCCAAGCCGCGCCGACGGCAUCAAAAGCAACAGCAACAGCGGCAGCAACAGCAACAGCAACAGCAACAGCAACAACAACAACAACAACAACCGGAUAUUCUGUCCCAGCCUCGAAGCCUGCACAUCAACAUAGACGUCGACGUCCAAGUCACGGAUGCAUCUGGGAGUCCACAGCCUCGUCCACAGGACCGUCCCCAGACCCAGCCUCAGAUCCAGUCUCAAACCCAGCCACGGUCGUGUGCCCGUCCUCAGGCCCAUCCUCCGAGCCGGACGCAUGCUCGGCCGCAGAUUGACAACGGCGGGUCCGAAAAUGCACCCGUCCAAGCCGCCACCCAGUCCGCCACCCGUGAACCCGCCCGACCCCGCCGCGACUGUGCCUUCUGCCAGGGCCACGGGCGCAUUGGCGGCGUGUGGCGUGCGGCGACCGUGGUGUGCCUGGACUGCUCGGACCCGCAGGACGAGUGCUACUACUGCAGCGGGUUUGGUGUUCUGAACGUCUGGCACCGAGUCGGUGGGCCGCAUGUGUGCCAUUGUGACGGCUCCUUUAGCGGCGACUAUUUCGGGCGGCCGACAGUCUAA